UAUGCUGUUGAUAAAAAGUAUAAUAAAGUGUACAAGAAUCUAAAGGAGUUUUCUCAGAAUGAAGAGAAUUUCUGCAAGCAGGUCACAUCCGUUCUCCAGCAAAGGGCAAACCUGGAGAUUAGCUAUGCCAAAGGACUUCAGAAACUGGCAAUCAAACUGGGCAAAGUGUUACAGAACAUGAACAAAAACUGUCUCAGCCAUGCCUGGACCUGGGCCUCAGAGGGCAUGAAGUCUGCCGCCGACCUGCAUCAAAAACUUGCCAAAGCCAUUCAGUCGGAAGCCGUAAAGCCGACUCAGCAAGUCCUGAGCGCGCAGGAGAAGAAGAGAAAAUCACUUGAUAAUGAAGUUGAAAAGACAGCAAAUCUCGUCAUUGGCAACUGGAACCAGCAAAUCAAGGCCAAGAAGAAAUUAAUGGUGAGCACCAAGAAGCACGAAGCCCUUUUCCAUCUUGUCGAAAGCUCCAAGCAGUCUGUGACUGAGAAGGAAAGGCAGAAGCUACUCAACAAACUGAAAAAAUCAACUGAGAAAUUAGCAAAGGAAGAGGAAAAUUACUACCAAAAAAACAUGGCUGGCUAUUCUACCAGACUGACGUGGGAAAACACAUUGGAAAACUGCUACCAGAGCAUCCUAGACCUGGAGAAGGAAAGAAUCCAGCUUCUAUGCAACAACUUGAACCAGUAUCACCAGCAUAUUUCUAUUUUUGGUCAGACCUUGACCACAUGCCACACCCAGAUUCACUGUGCCAUCAGCAAGAUCGACGUUGAGAAAGACAUCCAGUCCCUGGUGGAAGAAACCGCUGCUUUGUCUACAGGGAAAAAAUCAGAGUUCCUGCUAACCGAUUACUUUGAAGAAGAUCCUAACAAUGCAAUGGAUAAAGAGAGAAGGAAGGCUUCCAUCAGAUCUAAAUUGCUGAGACUGCAGAGAGAUAUUGAGAAGGCCUCAAGAGACAAAGAAGGCUUGGAACGAGCGCUCACGGCCUCCUGCAGCCCUUCCUUCUCGGACGCGAGGAGCCAGGAAGACAAGGCGGCGCUGGUGGACCAGAUCAAUUUGAAGCUAGACCUGUUGCAAGCAAACUCCUAUAAACUGUCAUCAGUAUUAGCAGAACUUGAGCAAAGACCUAAGCCCAGGCAUCCCUGUAGCAACUGCAUCUUCAAAUGGAAGGACAAGGAGCAGCUGCACAGCUAUGUGCAAAUUUCUCGCCCGUUAAAGAAGAAGAGAUUAGAGAGUGCUAUGAGCAAGGCUUCUAGUGGGCAGAGCCAUCCAAAUUCCUCAUUGUCUUCCGUCUCAGGUGUGACCCAACUUGGCAACGGUCUUUGCAAAGCUUUAUAUGCUUUCCAAGCCAGGCAAGAGGAUGAAUUGAAUUUGGAAAAAGCUGUGUUUUCUCCGCAGGUGACAUUGUGGCUAUACACGAGAAAAAGGGAGAAGGAUGGUGGUUUGGAUCUCUCAAUGGGAAGAAAGGCCACUUUCCAGCCGCAUAUGUAGAGGAGCUACCUCCCGAUGCUGGGGACACCGCUGUGCAGCCAUGAAACGCGCAUCUGAACUCGCCGCCUCGGCCAUUCUGCAGACGCUAAAUGUGCUGCAAAUAAAGAUGAAAUUGUGUUACCUUUU
This is a messenger RNA of Echinops telfairi (small Madagascar hedgehog), 1608 nucleotides long. RefSeq names its product nitric oxide synthase trafficking (gene NOSTRIN). Lineage: Eukaryota; Metazoa; Chordata; Mammalia; Afrosoricida; Tenrecidae. The record is from RefSeq and is a predicted model, not a curated record. Gene Ontology annotation, molecular function: protein binding. The transcript has 16 exons. Gene Ontology annotation, cellular component: cytoplasm; plasma membrane. Gene Ontology annotation, biological process: signal transduction. Bases 178 to 1482 code for a protein of 434 amino acids.